Molecule: messenger RNA, 495 nt
Organism: Aspergillus steynii IBT 23096
Lineage: Eukaryota; Fungi; Ascomycota; Eurotiomycetes; Eurotiales; Aspergillaceae
Exons: 2
Coding region: 1-495 (164 amino acids)
Biological process (GO): nuclear-transcribed mRNA catabolic process, RNase MRP-dependent; intronic box C/D snoRNA processing; tRNA processing
Cellular component (GO): ribonuclease MRP complex; nucleolar ribonuclease P complex
Molecular function (GO): ribonuclease MRP activity
Source: RefSeq, a predicted model, not a curated record
AUGUCUCCAAGCCUAUCAUCGAAACCAGCCUCCAUUAAACGAAAAGCCCCCGAUGCUCCCUCCGCUAAACCAUCAUCAUCGCCCAUCACCACUUUCGUCGCGCGGAAUCCACCAUGGACCUAUCUCAAACUCCAACUAGUCCACCAACCCGGCACCUCCCCCGCCGUCCAAUCGCAACCCCUCGACCCGCUCACCGCACGCACAUACCUCACCUCGGCGCUGUCCCAAUUCCUCGGCCUAACAGGGACCACGAUCUCGAUCGACAUCCUGAAAGUAUUCCCGGAGGCAGAGCAGCAAACCCCCACGAACAAAACGGCCUGGAUCCGGGUGCCGAGCGACGACGCGGCCGCCGUCGUGGCGGCGCUGAGCUCGUGGAUCGGCGGAAACGCGGGCGGCGGAGUCGUCGGCAGCGUGGCGUGGAGGGUGUGCGCGAAGGGGAAUUUUCUGGGCGCGUUGGUGAAUGGGUCUGGGGGGGAUUUGUUUAUUCCGUCGUAG